AUGGCAGUGAAACAGACAAAGACCGCUGUGGUUACAGGCGGAGUUUCAGGAAUUGGAUACGGUCUGGUUCAGAGUUUACUCUCGAAGUCCAACUGGAGGGUCGUCAUCGCCGACAUCAGACCAGAAGCAUACAACGCCAUCUCGUCAACACUAGAUCCUGAGCGACAUCUAUUCGUCGCCACGAACGUGGCAUCAUGGGACGAGCAGGCCGCGCUAUUCAAGAAAGCAUUCGAGUGGUCUGGGGGUCGCCUGGACUUCUUUGCCGCCAACGCCGGCAUGGCCGAAAGCGACCACAUCACGCAGGGCAACUUCUCUCAGGGCUGGGACCUAGACGGCGAGCCGCCGAAGCCAAACCUCACCACGAUCGAAGUCAAUGAGAUUGCCGUGUUCUACGGUCUGAGAUUAUUUGUGCACUACGCCCGCAAGACGAAUGUGGCACUCAAAGCCGCGUCGGGCUCCUCUCCAGCACCAUUCAAUCCUAAGGUAGUCAUCACGGCAUCCUGUGCAGGGAUCUACCCGUUCCCUCUCGCACCGGCAUACAACUCAUCGAAGCACGGCGUCGUGGCACUCACGCGAAGCGUCGGCAAGCCACUGCUCGCCAGUGACAACAUCGCCGUCAAUUGCAUCAUGCCCGGCUACGUCGACACAGGCCUGAUACCCAACCAAGUAACCGCCCUCUGGCCGAAGCAUUACAUCACGCCGAUCAGCACUAUGGUGCGUGCCUACGAAGAACUGAUAUCCGAAGACGGCGCCGUCGCCCAGGACGGCAAGAGCGACGGCCCUAAUGGAGUGGUCAAGGCGGGCCAGAGCGUCGAGUGCGUUGUGGAAAAACUCUUCUACCGCCAUCCCGUCCCCUAUGCGGACGAGAGUCAGGAGUUCCUCAUUGAGCAGACUUUCUUGCCCGAUGGAGUGUGGGUCCGUGGGAUGCAGGCGGCGCUGGGGGCGGCGGCGACAGCGGCAAAAGCAUGA
Molecule: messenger RNA, 969 nt
Organism: Exophiala bonariae
Lineage: Eukaryota; Fungi; Ascomycota; Eurotiomycetes; Chaetothyriales; Herpotrichiellaceae
Exons: 2
Coding region: 1-969 (322 amino acids)
Cellular component (GO): cytoplasm
Molecular function (GO): oxidoreductase activity, acting on the CH-OH group of donors, NAD or NADP as acceptor
Source: RefSeq, a predicted model, not a curated record